Molecule: messenger RNA, 3383 nt
Organism: Microstroma glucosiphilum
Lineage: Eukaryota; Fungi; Basidiomycota; Exobasidiomycetes; Microstromatales; Microstromataceae
Exons: 1
Coding region: 467-3073 (868 amino acids)
Source: RefSeq, a predicted model, not a curated record
CCCCCUUGACAACCAUCGCCCUUGACAACUCCCUCGUCUGCCACUGCUUCUGCUCUCCUUACCAUUGCCCCCCUUAUCCUCUCUGCUGUGCUGCUCAGACUUAGACCGGCAACCGCAUAUCCACCCCUAGCUUGCCCCUCCAUCGCUCUAAUAUCGGCCAAUCUACACCUGCUAGACAUUCCCGACAGGCGUACCGGAUAUACCCCUGUCACACGUCUCGAGAGCAACUGUGUGAGCCCAGGCGUCGGCCAGUUGCACGGCAAUCUCCUAGAAGCACAAAAGAGGGCGUCUGAAAUACUACGAGACCGAGCACGACCCACAAACCUCUCUUAUCAGGCCCGGGCGUCAAUAUUGAUAAGGAGGUCCAAGCGAACACCUCGAAAGCUACCGGUACUGCAUACUGGCCGAGUCGAUCUAAUCUGGCUGCGUCAAUUCGCGGCAGAGUCCAGAUCAGCGACGAUCGACCAUGACCACGGCAGGCGUCAAUUUCGCGCCUCGCUCGCUCCCCGCUGCACAGUCUUCGGGCUCAUCACUGCCCCGCCCUCCUUACCCCGAAGACCCCCUCGACAGGCGUAGCCCGGGAGUCACAUUCUCUACUCCACCUAUUGCAGACAGGCCCUCACCACCUCUUCCUGACACGCCCCCCGCUGAUGGACCGGAGCGGGUACCCGUGCAUCGUACCACCUCUGGGGGCACAGGCGACCGGCGUGGGCUUGCCAAUCAGGCCUCCAGUCCCUGCCUCGGCAGAUCACAAUCAAUCACAGCAUCGUCAGGCAUGGCUUCUUCACCGCCGUCCAACAACAAGGAUAACAACAUGUUCGGGCGUGUGGUUCGUAAACUCUCUAAGCGCGUCAAACCUCCCAGCCAACGCUUCGCAGCAGGAGGUGAAGCAGAAGCUAAUGCGCCGGCUAGAGGGAGGGUCGAUUCGCAUGGACGUUCGGCAGACCUAGACGCACGUCGGAGGGCCAGAAGUAGGGAGCAGAUGAGGAUGGAAGAGUCUGGGCAGGUGCGAGGCCGCAGACCGUCUCUCGAAUGGGGUCCUCCGCCGUUGCAAGCUAGCGACUGGGUACCCGCUUCAGAGACGAGACCUGCUCCACCAGCCGAGCCCCUCAGCAGUACCAACAAAUAUGCUCUUGCAUCGAGAUCGUUCGAUUCGCUGGUGUCCCUGGGUGGCAAUGACGGCGUGACACCAGUGCUGAAGAGCAAUGCGGCAUCUUCAAACAAUCCAUUCAGAUCGGACUUCUCCCAGGAUGCGCAGCCUGCAUCGACGAAUCGAUGGAUGACUUCAAGCAUCACAACCCCCUCUCUGAUCGCCUUGAAUGACCCCCCGCAAUACUCAAGCAAGACGCCUAUCUCACCCUCUCUGGACCCAAAGAAGGUCAAGAUCUCGUCAACAGCUCGGGGAAAGCCAGCUUCGGACCUGCCUCUUGCAUCCGCUCACUCGUCACACCUACGUGCUCCUUCGAAGCCCGACCUUCGCAGUGUGGUGGGGGCACCUGUCAAUGGCUCGGCUGACCCAAGUGGAGCCGAUCUCGGUGCGCUCCCAAAGCAGGAACAGUCGGAGAGAGGAGAGCUCGUAGGCAAGGGACCUUAUUGGGCUGUGCAACGUGGUUGGACCAAGGGUGUCGUCACGAGCAAAGAGGAAGCAGAUCGGAGAACGAAGAAUUUCCCAGGACCAGUGAUACGGUAUUUUGAGGCAGAUCAAGUCGACGAAGCCAUUGCAUUCGUCAAGGCGGGAGCCCUCGCCAGUCGUCCGCGCUCGAGAACCGGCAAUGGCGGGAGCGAAGAUGAUCUUCUAGGCGGCACCUUGCCAUCCUCCUCAAGUGGAUCAAGCGGUCUGGGAAGAAGCGUGUCACUGAUGGAGAAGAGCUCACAGUCAGCUUAUCGACCCCUUCAAUCGAGGCAUCGUCACAAUGCCAAAGGAGGUGCGCAGGGACAAUCUCUUGGAGGCGAAGCACCUUCGGGAAGCGCUGUCGCGUUUGGUGCAGGCGCUGCGCCGGCGACUAACGGCAGCUACAGCGGUUCAACGACAAGAGCAGUCCCCAAACGGCCCAGUCUCGCUUGGAACCGGGUCAACUCGUAUACACCAGAGCUGUCACCGGUCAUGGGUACAGCGAUCGAACCCGAGGGCGAUUUCUCCUUUGGUCAUCGGCUGGAGCGGUCUGCAUUGUCGAAGCUCUUUGCUGCUACUGCUCAAGGAGCUCAAGACGACCUUCAAGGUUCAUCUGCAGCCGGUCGCAGAGCGCCCACUGCAAUGAGCGUUCUCUUCGUCGAAGAUUUACGUGCCUCCAUCACCUUCUAUACCGAGACCCUUGGACUCAUCCAAGUAGAUCGAAUGGGCGGCGAGCAGGCCUUGAUUGCCCUUCCUACUCAUCAGCAGUCGCCCACGAUCUGCCUGCGAGCUCGAGGCUCUGCUCCCACCUCGUUUGGUGCUUCGGCAUCCUCGUCUUCGCUGAGCGGCAGUACAAUUCUACUGCCUUUUCAUCUGCCGUCAGACUCUUCAUCUACACCUUACUCGCUUCUUCAAGCGGUCAAGAGUCGGUUUGAGAGCCUCAUUCAGGGGGCCGGUGAUUCCGACUUGCUGUCUUCCACCCUUGCUGCCGGCAAUGCAGUCUCUGCAUCUUCGGCAGGAGGCCCACGGCAAUCUGCUAAUUCGAAAGCUAGGGUGUUGAGCUCUGGCGCUAGUGCAGAUAGCAUCGAGCACAAGGCUUGGGGAGCCACAGAACUUUCCCUCGUCGACGCAGAUGGACACCUGCUGAUCAUCAGCGUCACCUCUGCGUCUAAUUCUAGCUUCAGUGCCUCACCCAUAAGCACCUCACCCGAUCGCUUGGAACUGCUGUCUUCGACGACAACGGCGCAAGCAGCCCCGUCGUUAGAUAAUUCGGCACCUUACAGGCCCACUCGACCCUUCCUCAAGACUUAUUCCUCCACUGGCACCACGGGCAGCAGUAGCGCCUCGAGAGGCUCCAACGUGGGCGCUGCCUUCGACCCGUCGCCCCUGUCCAGUAAGCCUGACUUCUCGCAGGGGAGACCACAGUGGACUUUGAUCAAAGAUGAUGAUGAUGAUCUCUGAUACCUGGCUUUGUUCAGCGCGAUGAGCGCCUUGAGAUGCUGCCGCUGUUCAAGCAAUAGACCAAAGACCCAGAUGAAUCACCCGCGAGCUCGUCUUGCUACCGCGCCCUCUCUCCAUAUAAAGUCAGCUGCUUUGUUCCUUUCUAGCUCUUUCUCGUCACUUUUACUGUAUCAUGUCCUGGUUGCUCUCUCAUUUACCUCGUCGUCGUCUUCGUCCUCAUACUCGUCUUGCAUGGUACCCCUGCCGCUCAACCCCUUCUCGUGUAGAAUGUUGCCUACGGCUCAGCCUAAUGACACCCUCACUCAUCUGA